Pecten maximus is the source of this 3441-nucleotide messenger RNA. RefSeq names its product E3 ubiquitin-protein ligase RING2-like. NCBI's taxonomy places the organism in Eukaryota, Metazoa, Mollusca, Bivalvia, Pectinida, Pectinidae. The transcript has 4 exons. Gene Ontology annotation, cellular component: PcG protein complex; ubiquitin ligase complex. Bases 19 to 1056 code for a protein of 345 amino acids. The record is from RefSeq and is a predicted model, not a curated record. Gene Ontology annotation, molecular function: ubiquitin protein ligase activity; chromatin binding.
AACUUCCGCUGUAAAUUGAUGAUCAAAAUGGCGAACGAGAUCACUCACGCACCAAACAAAACAUGGGAAUUGAGUCUGUACGAACUCCACAGGACACCACAGGAGGCUAUUACAGAUUCAACGGAGAUAGCUGUAUCUCCAAGGAGUCUACACAGUGAACUCAUGUGUCCAAUUUGCCUAGAUAUGCUCAAAAACACAAUGACAACAAAAGAGUGUUUGCAUCGUUUUUGUCAAGAUUGUAUCAUCACAGCCCUCCGAAGCGGCAAUAAAGAGUGUCCGACGUGCAGGAAGAAACUUGUGUCAAAACGUUCAUUGAGACCUGAUCCUAACUUCGAUGCGCUUAUUUCAAAAAUUUAUCCUAGUCGAGACGAAUAUGAAGCACAUCAAGAGAGGGUUCUUGCGAAACUGAACAAGCAGCAUAGCACCGCUGCUUUGACACACAGCAUUGAAGAAGGGCUGAGAUUACAAGCAAUGAACAGAGCUCAAAGAGUAAGAAAACAUGCUACAGAGCCAGAUCUUUCCCGUCUGGAGACAGCCAGCACCACAUCCAAUGACGCAACACCUAAGAAGAGACCCAAACCAUACUCGGAUGACUCAAGUACUGAAAAUUCAGUAGGGGAAGGUGGUUCUGAACUUGGGCAUCCUAUCGAGCCAGUGGAAAGAGAGGUGCCAGUUAGUGACAUUGAGUUAGUGUUUAGGCCUUUGCCUAUUGACUCUGAGUCACAGGCAGCUAACUUUGAUGCCUCACAGACACGAUACAUCAAGACUACCGCCAAUGCUUCAGUGGAUCAUUUGUCAAAAUAUCUUGCUAUCAGACUGUCAUUGGAAUCACAAAAGACCGAUGGUGGUGGUGCCAGUAGUGACACUAGAUACAGCAUCCACAUUGCCAGUACACCAGGGUGUUACACAUUACUGAGUGGAGUUAUGACACUGGACCAGGUCAACGAAAAAUACUGGCGAGUUAACAAGCCACUGGAAAUGUACUUUGCCACUAUGAAGAAGGCUGGAGAAAGCACACCCAGUCAUACACCUACCAAGAAAGGCAGUGAAAAGUGAUUCAACAGUGAAAUUUUCAUCACUUGCUCUCCAAAGAGAAUUUUGAAGAAUUCCAGUUUUAAAAAACACUUCAUAGAAUGGAUAAAUUAAUGUGACUGGUUAAAAAACUUAAAUAUUUCAUUGAAAUGAUUCCAAAACUAAAUCCUUCCAAGAUUUUGCCUACAGGUUCAAAUUCAUUUAAAGUUGCUUUUGAGGUUACAAAGCACUUAUAAUUUUCAUUUACUGUUUUUGUGAUUUGAUGUAAAUGUUAGAAUCAGAUAUAAAUAAACUAGUCUACCUGAUCAGAAUACACAGGUUAAUUCAAAUAGCUGUUCUAGACAAAAUAGAAGCUAAAAUGUGAACUAGUUUUAAAUAAUGUCUGCUCUUUUGAAUUGUUCUGUAGAAUCAUAACUUAAAAAAACAAAGAUUUCAUGCUUUAAACAAGUAAACUUCAAUUCAGGCACUAGGUAUGCAUCCUGGAGAUAUAUGCAAGCUAUUGAUGACCAUGAUGGACUCACAAAGACAGAUGUGCUGUUUAUAGAGCCAUUGUCGAUAUUCAUGGAAGGGAGGUAACUUAUAAAGUGAAUAUAUUUUUGCUUGGGGUCAAGACCCUGUCAUAUUUUGCUGGAUUUUAUCAUGGCUAGAAUAACUUUCUAACUUAUUUUAGUGAUGGUUGUUUAAAUUGAUAUUUUGUUGUCAAAAAGACUAUUGCAAAUUAUGAAUGGAGCGACUGGUCAGUUAAUAAAUCAUGGGAUCUGAAAGGAUCGUUAUUUCUACUACUUAUUCACUUUUGAAAUGUCAGAAAUUAUCAUCAUUAAAGAAAUUGUCAUCAAUUGAAAACUUCAUAAACCUCAUAGCUAGAAUUAGAUGACAUAUGUUAAUAUUGGCAAAUCAAAUUGCUAUUUAUGUCAACUUCAUUCACAUCCAGAGACAUAUUAACAUAUAAACAUAGAUUGUUUUGUUAUAUAUCUUUUUAGUAUGUUUUUGCUUCAGAGAUUAAGGUUUCUAUUAAGACAAGUUUGAAAUAUUAGAAUAUGGCAUUAAAGACUGUUAUGAAAUCUCCACCUUUUGCAGGCAGAAUAAUUAAGGUUUCGUAAGUACAUAAUGAAACUUUUAACAUGUUAUAAAAAGAAAAUUUUACCUGUGAAAACCAGUUUUAUUUCACUUGUAUUCUACCGUCAUUGUGAAGUAUGAUAUCCAAAGAAAACCACACUGCUGUCAGACGGACAAAUCUUCAGUAAACCUUUAUCAAUCCACAGAUGUACACUCCUAACUCAAUUUUAGUUUUAAACACAAUUUUUCCUCUGUAAAAAUUUGGAUUAACAUGUUACAGAUAUAGAUGUAUGUAUAUUUGUUUAUAGAUAACUUUUGUUACUUACUGUCUAGUAUUAUUGAAUGUGUUAUACACUGCCAAAACAAUAGAUUAAAACAAAUUUGUGCAAUUAUGUUAUGCUAAUGAUACAUAUAUUUUGUAGGUGUGUAUGAUAUCUAUUGUUUUUGUUUGUACAAGAGAAACUGUACAAUGUAUAUAAUCAGAAACCAGUUAUCAAAGGGACCAAAGUGCUUCUUGUCCCCUGUAGAAAACAAAAUAUUCUGUAGGUAUCUGUGUGAAGUCUGUAGUAGAAUUGUCUGAUUUUACAUUGUCACUUAAUUUAUUUAAUGCUCCAUUUUCGGAGUAAUGUUUUUCGCAAAUGCUUCAUUUACAGAUGUUACAAAUAUUUCCUGAUAAUCAAUUUCGUGUCGUUAGGUGUAAGUUUAGGACAAUCUUAAUUUGCUGUUAAUUAAUCAUGAAGAAAAAUGAUUGAAGCUGACCUAGCACAUUUUGUACAUAUUUUAAACUUUAUCCUUUUGAUGUUUUGUAAUGUAUCGUGUAUGGUAUUGAUUUGGAAUUUUCGUCUAGAACUUUUGUGUUAAUAUCAUCGUUUAUGAAUUAAAAUAACUUUGAUAUGUUUUCAUACAAAACUACAGCAUCCCAUUUGUUGAAUUCUUCUUUUCAUAACACUGACUGAAAAAAAUUGAAAUCAUGUUCAUCAUGUGACCUGGUCACAACUUGUUUAGCAAGAAAUACUGUGCUGUUACAAUAAUUUAACAAUGUAGAGUGCAUGAAAUUAACGUAAAAGAAGUUUUUGUGAUAAUAAUCUAAUAUCUAAUGUUGAAUUAAUAUGUUAUGUAUAAAUGCUCUUUUUAAAACAAUUCAAAAUUAAUUUUGUAAUUGACAUGUAUUGGCAAGAUAAUGAUAGACAUAUGUUAACCAUCAUAAGAAUAUAAGAAUUCCUUUCAGUUAAUUUUUUUCUUCAGGUUAUCACUGUCUAGUACUUCUGCAUCUUCACAGCUGUUUUUGUGUAAUAUCACAGGCUAGUCAAUAUAAAACUGUAAAUAAAUGCUAUUCAGGAAUACAUGUAUAGA